This is a messenger RNA of Ipomoea nil (Japanese morning glory), 1065 nucleotides long. RefSeq lists its product as uncharacterized. The transcript has 4 exons. The record is from RefSeq and is a predicted model, not a curated record. The coding region runs from base 1 to 1065 and encodes 354 amino acids. Lineage: Eukaryota; Viridiplantae; Streptophyta; Magnoliopsida; Solanales; Convolvulaceae.
AUGAAUGUUAUUGGUUGCAAGUGGAUCUUCCGUACUAAGCGGAAGGCUGAUGGCUCUAUUGACCGACACAAGGCGCGUUUGGUGGCUAAGGGGUUCAACCAGGUAGCUGGGCAGGACUUCUUCGAUACGUUCAGCCCCGUGGUUAAAUCGACCACGGUUCAGUUGCUGUUGUCUUUGGCGUUAACCUCGGGCUGGGUCAUUCGCCAGCUUGAUGUGCAUAAUAGGUUUUGGAAUGAGGCGUUGGCUGAGACAGUGUAUAUGCGCCAACUGCUUGGGUAUGCUGAUGACCAGUUUCCUACUCAUGUGUAUUUGUUUCAAAAAUCGUUAUAUGGUCUCAAGCAAGCUCCUCGGGCUUGGUUUAACAGGGGGAGCUACGGUGUAUUUGCUGUUUAUGUGGACGACAUCUUGGUUAUGGGUAGUGAUCCGUCCUUGGUGUCCACUCUCAUAUCCAAGUUGUCUACUACCUUUAAGAUUCGCGAUCUUGGUGCACCGGGUUUUUUCUUAGGCAUUGAGACGGUUCGCAGUGAUACUGGUAUGCUUCUUUCUCAGAAGCGUUAUAUGGUGGAUAUACUCAAGCGUUCGGGUACGUCUGAGUGCAAACCACUGGCAACCUCGGUUCCUGUUUCUCGUCUUGUCGCUGGGUUAGAUGCGCCAUUUGCCGAUCCCACGAAGUACAGGAGUUUGGCUGGUGCCUUGCAGUAUCUCAUGCUGCGUAAGUCUUCUAACGCCGAUAUUCAUGCCUUCUCUGACUCGGACUGGGCUGGCUGCCCUACGGAUAGGAAAUCCACGAGUGGAUUUGCUGUUUUUCUGGGUUCUAAUCUCAUUUCGUGGGUCUGUAAGAAACAACGUACAGUGGCUAGAUCUUCUACUGAAGCUGAGUACAAGGCUCUUGCUGAUGUCUGUGCUGAGGUCACUUGGGUUGUUGCGCUGUUGCGUGAGUUAGGUGAUUUGCAAGUUAAUUUUAUUUCAACUAAGGACCAGUUGGCAGAUAUAUUUACCAAACCGCUUGCUGCUCCGCGGUUUGUGUUCUUACGUGACAAGUUGCAGGUCGUUGCUCCAACCUGA